AUGCACUCUGGAAAGCGCAGGUGCUCACUGCUAUACGCGGUGCACGGAUGGAAGGCCAUAUCACCGGCAAGACUAGUGCUCCCGUUGCUUGAGGUCGAUGAGAAGGAGGCCAACGACAAAAACGCCAAGGUGCCAAAUCCGACAUAUGUGGAGUGCUACGCUCAAGACCAACAAGUCCCUGGGCUGAUCUUCACAUCGGUGGGGAAAGAAGUCCUCGCCCAGAUCUCAGCCGCAACAACAGCUGCUCAAGCAUGGCAGGAAGUGCAGGGCAUGUUCACGGCCCAAACUUGGGCAAGGACAAUGAACGUGCGCCUUGCAAUGAGUACUACAAAGAAAGGUAACCUGUCAAUCACUGAUUACUUCACCAAGAUGAAGGGAUAUACAGAUGAGAUGGCGGCAGCCAGAAGGCCGCUUGAUGAUGAAGAAAUCACCUCCCACAUCUGCAACAACCUCGACUCCGAGUUCAAUCCAGUGGUGUUAGCCCUUGUCACAAGGGUUGAGCCAAUCAUAGUGGUCGAGCUCUACUCGCAGCUCCUCAUGUUCGAGACAAGGCUCAAGCUUCUGGACGGCUCGAGCGGCUCAGGCUCUUCCGCCAACUUCACCAACAAAAGAGGCCGCAGCUCGUCAGGAGGUCAUGGACCGAACUGCGGACGUGGCCCUGGUCACGGACGCGGCAACCAGGGUCAGCAGCAUCGCCCUAGUUACAACACCAACCAGCAGCGCUCGUCGGGGAACUCCACCGACACCCGCCCCCUCUGCCAGGUGUGCUUCAAGAAGGGGCAUCUCGCCUCUGAAUGUUGGCAUCGCUACGAUGAAACCUACGUCCCCGAUGAGAGAUUGGUCGCUGCAGACAUGGGCACCUACAGUGUAGAUACCAACUGGUAUACUGACACUGGGGCGACGGAUCACGUUACAAGAAAUCUUAAGCAACUCUCCAUCAAAGACAAGUACAAGGGCAAUGACCACACCCACACGGCGAGUGGUUCAAGUAUAGAGAUCAAACACAUUGGCCAUACUAUUGUUCCAACCCCCUCUAGAAAUUUACAUCUAAAGAAUGUUCCUCAUGUUCUACAAACCGCCAAAAAUCUUGUCUCUGUUCAUCAUCUUGCUAAAGAUAAAUCAACUUUCCUUGAGUUUCAUUCUGAUUAUUUUCUUGUUAAGGAUCAGGCAACGAAGACCACGAUCCUUAGGGGAUAUGACACAAAGGACUCUACCCACUUCCUUCAGCUCCUUCAAUAA
This is a messenger RNA of Setaria italica (foxtail millet), 1239 nucleotides long. RefSeq lists its product as uncharacterized. Bases 1 to 1239 code for a protein of 412 amino acids. The transcript has a single exon. NCBI's taxonomy places the organism in Eukaryota, Viridiplantae, Streptophyta, Magnoliopsida, Poales, Poaceae. The record is from RefSeq and is a predicted model, not a curated record.